AUGAAAGAGAAAGAAACUGCUUCCGCAGCACACUCUGAUGCCUUAUCCGUGGUUGUUCGGAUUAGGCCGAGCCCUCUUCUGGCCGUUGAAGACUUCGUCACUUGCAAGAUACCAUUGAGUUCUGUUGGUGAGCAGGGAACAAAGCCCGGGCCACCAAACACCGGCCGCAUGAAGGUGUCGUCAAACUUGCGCCAGAGGCGGUGCACGCUGCGACUUGGAGUCGCCAAGAGCAAGCGCAGGUUGUUGGAGUGGUGGCCGCCAAGAUCAACUUCAAGAAGGGGUGCUGAAAGCGAACUUGGAGUUGCGCAGCCUGAUGACGAAAUGCUGCUGCUUGGCUGUUUUGGGGGCAGUAGCAACCAAUCUGUUGCAGCAAAUAUAGCACCAAUUGCUGAGGUAAUGCAUCAGAAGAGUCAGGAUCAAACAGAUAGGAAGGAAAAUAAAGGCGAAGCAAAUUGUAAAGAAGAAUGUUGGCUUGAUCUCUUUCUUAGCAUGGGUGGAGGCGGAAGCGACGGAAACAGUGUUGGUGGUGGUGGUAGUGAUGGUGGUCGAACCGUAGUCUUGGUUGGACGUACUGGCAAUGGUAAAAGUGCGACUGGAAACAGCAUCCUUGGAAGGAAGGCAUUUAGGUCAAUGGCUAGCUCUGCUGGGGUUACAGAUAAAUGUCAGCUGUACACCACUGUACUGAAAGAUGGUCAUAUCCUUAACGUAAUCGACACUCCCGGAAUAUUUGACUUCACCCCUGAGACUCACAUGGGUGAAAGGAUUGUUGAAUGCGUUAAAUUUGCCAAGGAUGGAAUCCAUGCUGUUCUUCUUGUAUUCUCAGUGAGAAGCCGCUUUUCAAAAGAAGAGGAAUCCUCCCUCCGUUGCUUGCGAGAGUUGUUUGGAGAGAAAAUUAUUGAUCACGUGAUUGUAGUUUUUACCGGUGGGGAUGAGCUUGAAGAAGAUGGCGUUUCUCUUGAAGAAUACUUUGGGCAGUGUUGCCCUGCCCCUUUGAAGGAUCUUCUGGAGCAAUGUGGAAACCGAAAGGUUCUGUUUGAUAAUAAGACUAAGGAUGAAGCAAAGAAAGCCGAACAGCUUCAAGAGCUCGAGGCUCUUAUAAACACAGUUGUAGCGCUGAAUAAUGGUCUGCCAUAUACAGAGAAUUUAAUUGCUGAUUUGAAGGAACGAGAGCAGAGUUUCCACGCUAAGACAGAAGAGGUUAAUUCAUUGAAGGGAUGCUCUGAGCAGGAGGUUUCUAAGAUGAUGGAAGAAUUGAAGAAAUUCUAUGAAGAACAAAACCAACAAAUGAUUCAGAGUGUUGAUUCUAGGAUGAAAGAGACUGUUAAGGAACUUCAAGAGGAAGUGGAGCGCGAGAAGGAUGCAAGGCGCAAGGCUGAAGAGAGUGCGAGGAGGUUCGAUGAACAAUUUUGCGAUAUUAGAAAAGAGAUCCACAGAGUUGAGCAUAGUGGUAACUGGUGCGUAAUUCUGUAGUAAUGCUAUUUGCAGCAAUUUAAUUGUUCCAGGGCAAAGCAGAUCUUGAUAAGCACGUACAUAUCUUCAGAACAUUGUUUUUGUAAUUCAUGGUGAAU
Molecule: messenger RNA, 1568 nt
Organism: Diospyros lotus (date-plum)
Lineage: Eukaryota; Viridiplantae; Streptophyta; Magnoliopsida; Ericales; Ebenaceae
Product: immune-associated nucleotide-binding protein 9-like
Exons: 8
Coding region: 1-1470 (489 amino acids)
Molecular function (GO): GTP binding
Source: RefSeq, a predicted model, not a curated record